CAGUACGGCGCCGGUAAAUAAUCUUCAGUCGAGAAUGAAAAUGGAGGAAAAGGAAGAAGGCAAACCGGCGAAUGGAAUGAUCGGAGACCACUGGGGAUGGGCGGCCGCCGGCGCGACCCAGUUUGUGUUGGGGAUUUUGGCCUUCCGGAAAGGAUAUUCCGGCGAUUCGAACUUAAUGCCCUUUAAGGCUUUCGCUGUUGCUUCGCUCUUCGUCGGCGCUGCAGCCACCUCCGCCACAGCUUCCCUUCGAGCUUCCGGCGUGCGCUCGGUUGAUGACAUGAAGGCUUUAGGCGAAGAUAUAAGAUCCAAUCUAGGACUGCAGCCGAGGCCACGCAGUGAGUAGAUUGCUUUAUUUAGAUGCAUUUCAUUUCCUAAUUAAAUGAAGUUGGCUUCCUUCUACUCAGAUGAAUUCAUUCUUGAUGAGGAAUUUAUGGAAAUUUUGUGCAAUAACAAUCUCUCAUUGAUUGUUGAGUAAAAAUUUCAACAUCUCUAGUUGAAGAAGUUUAGCCAAUAAUUGUGAAAUUUAUGUCAAUCUUUUUGUGACCACCAUUGAUGAUGCUUUGUGAAUUGAGAU
Messenger RNA from Andrographis paniculata, 574 nucleotides. RefSeq lists its product as uncharacterized. Bases 35 to 343 code for a protein of 102 amino acids. The record is from RefSeq and is a predicted model, not a curated record. The transcript is spliced from 2 exons. NCBI's taxonomy places the organism in Eukaryota, Viridiplantae, Streptophyta, Magnoliopsida, Lamiales, Acanthaceae.